GUUUUGGUAACAGCACUUAACCGACCUCGUGUUUAUUUGUUUACAAACAGGAGAUAAAGAAGGCUUAUUUUUCUCUCGUAGGCGACAGAACUGUACCAACUGACGCUCAUACGCUAUCCUUGCAGGAAUGUAAGUGUCUCAUACUACAAAUUUAACAUGGUAGAACUGAGCGGUAUUGACAAAAGGGAAGAAAUGGCAGGAGGACGACGCAACACUUCCCGUGCUCCCCCUCCUAAGCCUGUGGCACUCCUGGACCAUGACUUGAAGAGGCUAGGGCAUGCAGAAGAUGGGCCUCCACUGAUGCCUAUAACACCACCAAAGCACAUGACUAUUCCGGACAUUCCCCGUAUCUCAGAAUUGGGAUUUGAGACACUAAUGUUGGUGUUUAGCCUUAUGUCCCUCGCGCUGCAGUACCUGAAUAUCUACCGCACUGUCUUUUGGCUGCCCCAUUCUCACACUAAAUAUGCUAUGAACCUGUACCUGAUUGAUGGAAGUGUAGUGUGGUUUAUUGUGGUGACACUGACCCGAAGGUGGGGUUGGAGCAUCCUCAAGUUAGUUAUUACGAGAUGCCUUCAUCAAUCUUUGUGGAAAUCGGCUCUUUCUCUUGCUCGAAUGGUGUUUGUGUUUAUUAUCUCGACACUUCUUGGCUUUUGUUUGUACACCAUCUGUGAUGCACUCACUUACAUCAAGAUUUUGGCUCUUGGAUACCCGCUUGUGUUUUAUGUCUUCAUAUUUGAUAUGGAGAUCACAUCAUUCCUAGAAGUUAUUCCAGUUCCUAUGCAUUACAAGGAGGAAGGAAUUAAAUCCAGGCAAGCUGUGCCGCGUCUUAUUCAACAUGCUUGCUUGAACAGUGCAGAAGCAGUGCGUGGAGAAGUAGAAUUUUUAACUAAUGAUUGCAACAAGCGCAUGGCUCAAGUCAUGUACCAGACUUUCGUUAUCGUUUACUACACAACUCUCAUUCCAUGUUUCUUUGUCCCUAGUCCGUUGUAUUAUGACGUGCCUUGGGUCUCAUUUCAUAUUCUGUUUGUAACGAGUACAUGUUUUAUAUGGCACCUUCUCUACUGUUACCCAGCAAGAUAUUGUGAUAUCCUUCACCGAGCAUCAAUGCAUCUUGGAGGAUGGGCUAGAGUUGAAGGGCGGUCAGCGCAUGCUCCAUAUAAUCCUUGGUCCAAUUCUGUAUUAUGGCCACAAGGAGCAUUAGUGAAACACAACCGAGAACUUUAUCGAGCAGAAGGCAUCACUAACGCUGCAGAACCUGGUAACACUACACAUGCCAGGUUACAUGCAAUCUUCUGUGACCCCUCUCGGCCAGUUUUAGUAUUGGUCUGGGUGUGUGUGUGUUGCGUUCUCCUACACUUGGUACUGCUGGCCUCUUUACAUCAAUGGCACCAGUUACUGGCAACGGCUCUCGUCUUGACAGCAUCAUAUGCGGCACUUUACUAUCUCCUCAGAGACUAUUUAGUACUCAGAAAAGUUUAUCAGCAGGAGCAACAGCUCCAAGAAAGAGUCGUUAACUAAUAUGUACUAAUAUAAUGUAGUUCGAAACCAUUUGCAAAAAAUAUUGAUAAAUAUUUAAAUGUUUUGCUUAAUUCUUUUUCCCAUUUCAGGCAUGAAAGUGAGUACUUUACUAUAAUGCAAGUACUGUACUGUAUUAACAAAAAGUGUGUUUACUGUGCAAAGGUUCAGAUUUCGGGUAAGUACAGAAUGUAAUGUCCGUCUUAUUAGUUGAUAUCAUUGGUAAAAAGGUUAUUGGAACCACUGCCAUUUGGGGAUUUCCUACAAACUGCUCAUCUCUUUAAUGAUUACCAAGAAACAUCAUUUAUUUAAAUUCUGCAUAAGGCAAAAUCUUAAGUGACGAUAAAUGAAGUAUCGAGGGUUUUAAAACCCUUGAUACAACUUGCUACUCAAUUCUGAAAAGAGUAUAAAUAGACACAGUAUUGUCUUACCCUCAUAGGCAAUUAUGUGAAAGCUUUGGCUUUCAUCUCUAAGUUCUCAGACUUACAGUAUUGAACUUUAUGCAUUGUUUAAAAAAAUAAAAAAUCUAAACUGGGAUCCUUUUGAUGCCUCUAAGUAAAAAUAAAUAUUUUUUAAGCCUGUUUUGUUAUUAGAAUACUGUAUAGAAUACUGUACUAAGGGAUUUAUGUGAUCAUGCAACCUUAAAACUGGCAAAUAAUUUAUUAAAUGCAAUGAGGGUAUUAACAGAUGAACAUUUUUAGGUAACAGAGAGAAAAAUCUAAUUUAUGUGCACUUCAUACAUAAGCAUAUAACUUAAUAACAGAACUGAGAAACAAUUGACCUCUCUGGCACAAGUUUUGGUACUGGACUAAAGUUUAAUACAAAAAGUGGGACUAUUACUUUUAAUUCUAUUCAUUUGAGUUGGAAAUUUUUGUAUAUACAAUACUGGUAUAUCAUGUUAUGUAUACCAUAUAUAAAUAUAUUAUCACCUAUAAACAUAUAUAUUUUUUUAAUUGAAAUUGUUUGAACUGUGUGUGCACACGGUCACUUUUUCUAUAAAAAUUCUGAUGAGACAUUUCAUUCUGUACUGAAAGCAGUUUCCCAUUUAGGUACUGUACUGUCAGCUUGGCAAUGACCAUAGCAAACUUCAGCAAGAAAUGUUUUUUGACAAAGCUUUCCUGGUUAAUGUAAAAGGUAAAUGUGUGAUGUUGGACAGAAUUACAAAAAUGGAACAAAGAAAACCAUAUUUAGUCGAUAUGCUAAGUAUCAAGUCAUCAAGUUUAUGUAAAUAGAAUUUAUAUAUGUAAAACUGACAUUUAAUUUAUCAUGUAGUUUAAAUCAUUAUUAAAAAUGUACAGCAGUUUAAAUACUAGAAAUUAUUUUUAUUUUAACUUUACAUAGCCAAUUAUUUUCUUAUGUUACUGCCUUAUAUUAAUGCAGGUUUUAUUUUCAGGUAGAACAUGGCCAUACAUUGUAGUGGUUAAUUUGCUUAGCCUUGCACAUCCUAUUUUUUGUCAAAAGCAGUUUACAAUGCACUGGAAAUGGCACAAUGCUCAGUUAAGUCAUUUGAAUGUUUUAAAAGGGUUGAUUUGCUUGUGUUUAACACGAGAAUCUUGGCUACACAUUUAUGUGCAGUCCCCUCAUUUGAUCUUUAGUCAGAAUGUAACAUUUAUUAAAUGUUAUGGUAGAGGUAAUGUGUGUGUAAUUAAUAUAUUUAUUCUUUACAUAGGGAAUACAUUCAUUGGACGAUUGUACUGACCUUUGGUUGUGUCAUUCUUGCCUUUAUUGUAACCGGUCAGUAAUUGAAAGUAAUUCAGAAAGUAUUGAUGGGUAUAAAGGUAGCCAUUAACAAGAUAUUUGUCUUGGUUUAUCCUUCUGUGAUGCAAAAUACUGUAGUAGUCUUAUAUAUGCAUUCUCCCUUUUGUCGUGCAUUUAGUUCCCAUUGUAAGAGCACGAGCUUUUUAUCACUUGUGAAUAGAGGGUAUGUGUACUGAAACUCUUCCUUACUGUAAUGAGCAUGUAAUCUUUAUGAAAAUUGCAAGUCCUUGGAGGUACAGCAAUGCUCUACACUGGC
This is a messenger RNA of Procambarus clarkii (red swamp crayfish), 3529 nucleotides long. RefSeq names its product transmembrane protein 39A. Gene Ontology annotation, cellular component: membrane. The record is from RefSeq and is a predicted model, not a curated record. NCBI's taxonomy places the organism in Eukaryota, Metazoa, Arthropoda, Malacostraca, Decapoda, Cambaridae.